UAUUUACUUUCCACCACAUUCCACCAACGUUACCCCGUGUGUAGAGCAGCAUUUUAAUUUUCUUUUACACUUUAUGAAGAUUUGAACAUUAUAAUGAUCAUGGAUGGAGACGUGUUGUCUUUGUCGUCUUCCUCAUCAUUAUCGUCAUCAGGAGCUACAGGAACACAGAAAGAAACCUCACCAAAGAACGACAGCAGCCUCCCUCAGAGCCAACAGGAUCACAAAUCAACUGAAGAAUUAUGGACAGAGGAUGUGGGUCCCGUGGGUGGCAGCAGGCUGCUGUCCACUGAGGAGCAGGUCACUCUGAUCACUGAGAGUAUGACUGUCACCUCCACUGACCAGGAGAAACUGCUGCUGCUCAACAAGAACACUGAGCUCCGCCGAGUCAACAAAGAGCUGAUGAAGCUGAAUGGGGACUGGGACCAGGUGUACCGCAGCGCCACGCUGGGUCUCCAGCACAGACUGGAGGCGCUGGAGCUGGAGAACACUGCCGUCAAACAGCUCAACAGCAGACUGUUGCUCAAAGUCCAGCACCAGCAGAGUGCAAAGGAGUACUAUGAGCAGGCUUUGAUGCAGGAGCUGAAGAAGAACCAGGAGCUGUAUGAAUACAUCAGAUUGGUGGAAAGCAGGAUGCACCACCCAAACAGAGACUGCACACCUACCAAACAGGACAGCUUCAGUGCUGUGAUAUGCGGCCCUGUGACUGGGCCCACCACCAGUCCUCCAGUAGGUCCCGACCUGUCACCCAGUCACAUCUCUGGAUACAACCCCUCAUCCUCCCCUUUCACAGCUUCUUCCAGCCCAGAGGACGGGCGGCAGGGACAAAGCCAAAGUAGAAGUACCCCACUGGGAGCACUGGGAGACCCCCAGCGAGAAGUGCAUGAUCUAAAAGAGCAGCUUGAGGCACUGCAAUGUCAGACCCAGAUAUAUGAAGCUGAAUAUCAGACAGAGCAUAACGACCACAAACACACACUCCAGGAGAACCGGAGGCUGAGGAAGAAGAGGGAGGAGACUCGCCAACAGGUGGCACUACUGCAAGAGCAGAUCAAGGUUUAUGAGGAUGACUUCCGCCGGGAGCGAUCGGACAAACAGAUGCUGCAGCGGCUGUUGAUGAAGAAAACGCCUCCAAACAAGGAGCCUGUGCUUAUCCACCGCUGCAAUAAUGAGCAGCAGCCGCCAGGAGGAGACAAGAGGACACAAAGUGGAGAGAAAAGAAAACAGCACCACCCACUCUGCCCCAAGCACCCAAACAGGGACAAAGACUCAGACUGAGGGCCGGAGAUAGACUCAACCAGGUCAAAUUUUAGCCCUCAAUUUUUAGUUGUCCUUAAUACUCACUGACAGUACUUUUAUCUGAUUACUAACAAAUUCAUGUUUAUGUUUAUGGAAAUAGCCCAACGUCAGCAAAUCUGAGGUCAAAUGAAUUGUUUGUUCUUUUAGGGUUCUGCUUUCUACCCUUCAUAAUAAAUGCAGUGUUUUACUGUACAAUCCUUAAUACAAACAGUUGCCAAGUUUGGUACCUACAGUAUAUAUCAUUAAUAUAUUUAAUAUGCGUUCUUUAAUAUACCUCUUUCCAAUAUACUGUAUCUUAUUCUUCAUAGGUAAUGUGUUUUGUUUUCUCUGACUUUGAUUACUAUCAAGACAAACAAAAAAAACUAUAAAUAUAUUCAAAAUAAUACAAAAUAUAUGAUGAUAACCGAUAUAAGCUGGUGGUGUGUUACUGCUUCAACGUCUCUGCGUCAGAGGAGGUUAUCCGACUUAUUUCUAAUAACAGUUUAAUCGUAUCUUCCUUAUGUUGUACAUUACUUUGAAGUCUGUAAAAUAAUUUAUUCUCAAAUGACUUGACUCAAUAAAAUCAACCACAAUAAAAGUCAAAGACCUCAAUCGGUUGGAGUGUCCUGCUGAGUUAAUGUUUGCUCUUACACUGAAGGAAGCUGUACGGUUUACGGCUUCUGUUUCCUGUUUCCUGUUCACUGGUCCACAUCUGAACUGACGCUAGUGACACAUCAUCACACAUCAGAGAUGGCCACCAGGACAUCAGGGGUUUCCCCUCUGUAAAUUAGUCUCUCAGCGUUCUCGGAAAGUUCCUUCAACAGACUGUUAAAGAUUCCUUAACCUGCCUAGUACAUUUUAUGAAGCAGUCUAUCACAAGUGAUCUAUUCAUUUAUUUGGAUUUGUGUAAAUGAAGUCAUGAAUGACAUCAUGCGUCAGACUAAAUAAGUCCAUGAGGAAACCAAGAGGUCGCAUCACAUGCUUCUAGUCACUAUGACUGAAGUUAUACUGUAAUGUGGACGCUGAUGUUUCUUGACCACACACAGACAACGAUCUGCGUCCUCAAACAUGGUUCUCACACAGUUUUCAGAAAAGAAAGUUGAUAACUUGUUUGUACGUUGCUAAGUAUCUUCCUCCUUCCCUAUUUAUAAAUCCAAAUGUAAGCGCCUAAUAAAUAAGUAAGGGACUAUAUAAAAAGUAUUCUGCGGAGAAGGGGGUCAAAGAAGAGAAUGUAUUAUUAUGUUUUUCAUGCUUUUUUUAUUGAGUGAGUGAAUACAA
Molecule: messenger RNA, 2550 nt
Organism: Anarrhichthys ocellatus (wolf-eel)
Lineage: Eukaryota; Metazoa; Chordata; Actinopteri; Perciformes; Anarhichadidae
Exons: 7
Coding region: 94-1272 (392 amino acids)
Biological process (GO): cellular response to lipopolysaccharide; regulation of transcription by RNA polymerase II
Source: RefSeq, a predicted model, not a curated record